Molecule: messenger RNA, 1834 nt
Organism: Malaclemys terrapin pileata
Lineage: Eukaryota; Metazoa; Chordata; Testudines; Emydidae
Product: zinc finger protein 436-like
Exons: 5
Coding region: 281-1831 (516 amino acids)
Biological process (GO): regulation of transcription by RNA polymerase II
Cellular component (GO): nucleus
Molecular function (GO): RNA polymerase II transcription regulatory region sequence-specific DNA binding; DNA-binding transcription factor activity, RNA polymerase II-specific
Source: RefSeq, a predicted model, not a curated record
CUGGGGAGCCCACCCUCCUUGCAAGAUCCCUGAGCCCCAGCGGCUGCUGCUGGGGACCUCGGAGCCCUGGCUGCAGCCGGGAGAGGUGAAUCUCGAGUAGUAACAUUCCCGCUGCUCCCAGGAACCUCUCUCAGUGCAGAGACCCCAGCCUGGCCAGGACCCCCCUUCCCGGGCCCCAGCCCCUGCUCCCAGGGAGGGCACCGCUUGGAGGGAAGGCUGCAGAAUAAGGACAACGUGUUGCUCCAGAUCAUCCAAUUUUCCUAGGGUACGGGGAAGGGAAAUGGCUAUGGUGGAGCCAGCUCAGAUGCCGGUGACCUUCGAGGAUGUGGCUGUGUAUUUCACUGAGGGGCAGGGGGCUCUGCUGGACCCCGGUCAGAGAGCCCUGUAUAGGGACGUCAUGCAGGAGAAUUAUGAGACUGUGACCUCACUGGGAUUCCCCAUUCCCAAACCUGACCUGAUCAACCAGCUGGAUGCAAGGGAAGAGCCAUGGGUCCCAGAUCUCCAGGCCUCCAAGGAAACAAAGAUCUCAAGAGGUACCCACACAGCAGGUGAUGAGACAAUGAGUGAGAAUGAGGAGGGGAAUCCACAACAGGAAUGUCCUGAGCAAGUGGAACUGCAAGGGAGCAUAUUGAGAAGAGCAGAUGGGAAUUUUUUCCAAUGCUUGGAACAGAGAAAAGCCUGGAGUAAUUGGCACAGGUCAGAAAGAAAGCUGGGAAAUUGCCAAAGGAAGCAAGUAGAUGAAUCCAUUGAAAGUAGGAGAGGAGGUAAGGAUCCCAAGGAAACCAGAGCCCAGCUGACAAAUCACAAAGGAAAGAAACCCUAUAAAUGCUUGGACUGUGGCAAAAGGUUCAGUGGGAGCUCAAAUCUUAUUAACCAUGGGAGACUGCACACAGGAGAGAGACCCUAUACAUGCCUUGAGUGUGGGAACAGCUUCAGUAAUGUCUCAGGCCUUUUUUGCCAUAGCAGAAUCCACACAGGAGAGAGACCAUAUAAAUGCCUUCAGUGUGGGAAGAGUUUCACUGUAUCAUCAGCCCUUGUUAUUCAUCAGAGAACCCACACGGGAGAGAAACCCUAUAAAUGUCUUGAGUGUGGGAAAAGUUUCCGUGCACGCUCAGCCCUUAUUGUACAUCAGAGAACCCACACAGGAGAGAAACCCUUUAACUGCUUGGACUGUGGGAAAAGUUUCCGUCAGAGCUCACAUCUUAUUAGCCAUGCAAGAAUCCACAUGAGAGAGAGGCCAUAUAAAUGCCUUGAGUGUGGGAAAAGUUUUAUUGCAGCAUCAGCCCUUAUUACACAUCAGAGAACCCACACAGGAGAGAAACCCUAUAAAUGCUCGGAAUGUGGUGCAAGCUUCAGUCGGAGCUCAAAUCUUAUUACUCAUCAGAGACUGCAUACGGGAGAGAGACCAUAUAAGUGCCUUGAGUGUGGGAAAAGUUUCAGUGCACCAUCAGCCCUUAUUGUACAUCAGAGAACCCACACAGGAGAGAAAUCCUAUAAUUGCUUGGACUGUGGGAAAAGUUUCCGUCAGAGCUCACAUCUUAUUAGCCAUGCAAGAAUCCACAUGGGAGAGAGGCCAUAUAAAUGCCUUGAGUGUGGGAAAAGUUUUAUUGCAGCAUCAGCCCUUAUUACACAUCAGAGAACCCACACGGGAGAGAGACCCUAUAAAUGCUUGGACUGUGGUAAAAGCUUCAGUUGGAGCUCAAAUCUUAUUGCCCAUGAGAGACUGCACACGGGAGAGAGACCCUAUAACUGUUUGGAUUGUGGGAAAAGCUUCAGUCAGCACGCAAGCCAUAUUAAGCAUGGGAGAAUCCACAAAGGGAAGAAACUGUGAAAA